Molecule: messenger RNA, 6147 nt
Organism: Heterobilharzia americana
Lineage: Eukaryota; Metazoa; Platyhelminthes; Trematoda; Strigeidida; Schistosomatidae
Source: the annotation of a GenBank genome assembly
ACUGACCUUGUUGUCUGUUCAAAUUUGUUGGAUUGCCAAUGAUGUAAUGUUAGAGUUAUGUUCCUUAAGCUGUUAAAUUCGCUUCAUAUUUGCACUCUUAUUAUCUGCACUUCAUUGUUGCACUCACAUGGAGCGGAAAAUUUUUCUCAUGGUGCUCAUGGAGUAUUGAUAGCGAAUACGGUUGACGGAUCAUUUGUCGGUGUGGAUAUUGAAAGUGGCAGAGAGGUAUGGAGGAUAGAUGGCCCUCCUCUUGUUUCUCAAAGCUUGAGUGACCUGCAGCUUAUGACUAAGACAAAAUCAUACAGUAUUGUUCCAUCUCUUGAAGGACAGCUAUUUUUAAUGGAAAGAAGGAUAACAGGUGACCUGGAGCUUUCUCAAGAAGCUUCACUUAAAGCACUACCUUUGAAUAUCGAUUCCCUAUUUUCUUCGAACUUUAUGCUGACAGAAGAUUCUAUUUUGACUGGAGGACGAGACCAUUCAACAUUUGCUUUUAAUCCUCAUGACGGAAAGAUCAAAUAUAAUUGUACACGUGAUGGAUGUAGCAGUUCUGACACUGACAGAAAGUUCUCUGAUGAAACUUCUUAUGCGAAGGGUCCGAUGAUUAUAGCCUACAGAGUAAAUAACAUAGUGCGUGCGAUCAGUGCUCCGGUGGGAAUUGAAAAAUGGAAUCUGAGUGUCUAUCAGUAUGAUCUCUGCUUACUGACUGGUCGAAUUCCUACACCAACCGCUGCUGUUCAGAAGCCGCUACCUAUUUGUAACAUGCCUCUGAAUACUCCGAAUAUUCAUGGUGAUUUUAUGGAUGAGUCGUUUGUCGAUGUAGACGAACCAGAUUGGGAUUUCGGGUUAGAGAAGCGUAUGAUAACAGCGCGAACAAAAGAUACACAUCCUGAAGAUUUAUGGUCUUUCAACUUCAGUUCCAGGAUAUCGAAAGCAUGGAUAUAUCGGAGAGAUUUACAGAGCUUAAGGUCGUUGUCUUUGUUUACAUAUGAUAGAGCUGCUGUACUGUUAGUUGAAAAGUUGAAUGAAUCUAAGGAAAAAACUUUUACUGUCCGAAAUUUUGGAUUAUUAAAGGAAAAGGGUUUAAACUUACUCAACAGAAAGAGGACUCAUUUUUCAACGAAUAAGGAGAAAAACAAAUGUCCAUCUCAUGAUCGUUUAAUCUAUCUUGGUAGUUUAAAUGGUCAGCUAUAUGUUCAGGUUGGAGAUGGUGCGGAUCUACCUAGUCCGGAUAUGAUUAAUCUGUCCAAGAGUUUGUCGGUACCCUCAGGUGGACUAUUAGACGAACAUGGUGUUCCCGGUUAUUCUUCGUUGAUUGGAUAUUAUCAUGCAUCUUAUUCAAAGUCUCCGAAAUUGCGGACAUCUAUUCAACCUUUCCUUUCAGAUGACAAUGUUGAAGAAACAAUUGAAAAAGCUACUGCUCUAGGAUUUCCAAACAGUGUAGGGCAGUUUAAACAUAUCAUUGGUUUUCAACCAGAUACCUCAAAUGAACAAAUCGUAUCACAGUCGAAUUCAGCUGAUGUAGAUGCCAGCGAUGGUAGUAGUGGUUUACCAGAAAGGAUUUUCGAUAGUGCCAAUGAUUUAAUUAUGCUACUCUUACGUGCAAGUGAAAUCGCUAUAAAUCACUCGCCUAUUGAUACUGAAAGCGGCCGUUCAUUAGGAUUUAGUCUAUCCACUCAUUUUAUCCAGCUGAUAGUUGUAGCUGGAAUGCUUUAUUUCACAGCUCAAUGGAUUAUGAAUGUGAAAAUCACUUAUGAUACACAGUUGAGAAAUGAUUCGUUUUAUAACAAGACAUGUGAUUUGGAAUCAGUUGUUGUCAAAUCUAGCAGUUCAUCAGGGAGUUCAACUGAAGCAACAAUACUUCCAUCUUGUUCAACUUCGGAUAUUUUACAAUCAUGUACUACGAAUCAGUUUGUUGCUGCUACACAUAUUACACAACCUUCCUUUACAUCUCCAUUUGAAAUAGAUUUCAAAUUUAUACGUCGUCUUGGUCGUGGUGGUUUUGGUCAAGUUUUUGAAGUUGAAAAUCGUUUAGAUGGUUGCCGUUAUGCUAUUAAACGUAUAAGAAUGAACGAGGUUGAUGAUGAUAAAAAUAUUUUUCUGCGAGAAGUGAAAGCUCUCGCUACACUUGAUCAUCCAGGUAUCGUUCGUUAUCAUCGAGCUUGGAAAGAAUAUCCUCCUGCUGGUUGGCAAGAAUCACGCGAUGCUAUGAUGAUGGAUUUUUCUGAUGAUCUAACUAGCAAAAGUGAUUCUACGGAAUGUGGAAAUGAUGAAAAUUGUUUUUCGAACACAAUUUCUUCCUCGUUGAAUCUUGGUUCAUAUCAUUUAAGUUCAUCUCUAGCUGCAGGGGGAUCAAUUGGAUCAAAUUCUUUUAGUUCUUACAAACCUUCAAAAGCUUAUUCGGAUGAUGACAGCCUUAUUGUAUUUGAAAAUAACUGCAGUUCUGAAACACUUUCAUGUACUGAUUCAGAUAUUCCAAAACAUUCCGUCGACAAAAAAAUUUUAAAGGCGCAACAUAAAAAUGAAGUUAAGUAUACAUGCUAUCUGUACAUUCAAAUGCAGUUGUGUUCCCCCAAGAGUCUACGUGAUUGGCUUGUUGCUCACAGUCUUCCAGAAUCGCGUCCCUUACGUGCUGAAUUAAUUUGCAUGUUUCGUCAAAUUGUUGAUGCUGUGUCCUAUUUACAUAAUCAUUCUUUAAUGCAUCGUGAUCUGAAACCGUCUAAUAUUCUCUUUGAUCUAACCAAUCGUCUUAAACUGGCUGAUUUCGGCUUGGUCACUUCUAUGUUAGAUGAGAAAUUAAAUCAGAAAGAUGCAUCUUUUAUCAGUUACAGUAACCAGAAUAAUCAGUCGUUAUAUUCUGAAAUGACAACGGAAAAUCGUUCGAUUCAUAAUGCAGAACAUAACAAUUUCGCCGAUCGUCAGAUACAUCCUUUAAAAGACAUCAGCAGCGUCCAACAGAAACGUUCUGUCUUUGCACGUCGACAUACAGACCAUGUGGGCACAGAUCUUUACAUGAGUCCUGAACAGGAACGUGGUGACAAUUACAAUCAUAAAGUGGACAUUUUUUCACUGGGACUAAUAUUUUUGGAAUUGUUAAUUACAUUCAGUACAUCUAUGGAAAGAAUAUACACUUUGACACGCGCGAAACAACAAAAGCUUCCCAAGGAUUUCAUCACUUGUAAUCCAGUUGAAGUAAGUCUGUGUAUUAUUUUGCCUUCAAGUGAAAGAUCCAAUGGAUUUUAUGCUAUUAUUUUUAGAAUUAAAUAUGAAAUGCUUUAUGUUGCUUGAUCACUCCUUUAGAUGUGGUGUCAACCUACUAGUCAGUGUGUCUAUACCCGUAGUUGUUUCACUUGUCUGGUUCCUUUAUCCAUUAGGCGACGGGUUGAUGCACAUUGCACCCACUUCAGUCGAGGUAGGUAGAUAUUGUUUGUCAUGUUCAUACAAUGGAUAUAACCCGAAUUCUUCAAGCUCAUCAUCACCUGAAGUUUCAUAUACUGAGCUGUAUAUCACAUCUUUUGUUUUUUUACUAGCGGUUGUGCAACUCAUUGAAUGCAGGUUUCUGGUUAUUCAGUUGCUGACUAAAUCUUAUCCCUUUUCAAAUAAAUUUGAUUUGUUUCAAAUGACUAAGUUUUGUCUUCUAUGUCUUUUUGAAAAUAACCGACUGCAUGAAAAUAUACUGUAAACAGUGAAUUUUUGUCAUUCUCUGUUUCUAUGAUAAAUGUUUUCAAACUUCUACUGUUGACAUUUUUCUCUGAAAUUAUCAACAUCUUUCAUUGCGCUACAUCAACUAUCAAAGCUAAAAUAAACACAUUAAUUGGUCACUGUAAGGCAACCAACUUCAUGUUGUCUACUCCUGACUGCUGACCGAGUUCUAUGGAUCACUUUUGCAAUAUGGUCACCAAACUGUGAGGCUAAACAUAGCAGUGCGCUUGAAUAAAUAUUGCUUGGUUGGAGGCAAUCGACAGGGAUCAUUGGACCUAGGUUUCCUGCCUACUGGCCCUUGUCAGCCAGGUGGUUAAGUUGCAGAUGAUCGAUAGAAGUCGGUCAUCACUCAGGACUAGACAACUUGAAAUUGGAGACCCUCCAGUUACCAAUCAAUGUAUCUUAUCCAGUCCUACAGGAGGUCAGUCGCCACCGGAAUAGCUUAGUGGUAACGUCGCUGACUGCAACAGUGGGUUACGUGGAUUUGCAUCUCAGUGGCGGGGACAUCACGUCAUUUGAGGUUGCCGAUAUGCCUUGACGACGAGUGCUAAGAAGCACCAACUAGCAAUAAUAAAUAAGCUGUUUAGGAACAGUUAAGCAUCAAAUAGCAAAACGACCAAUGAUUAGACACUUGUUUUCAUUUAUUUUAGUCAAUCCUACAAAGUAGACAGUGCUCAUCAUAUGGGAUUGCAGCUUUGAGUGUUACAGUUUAACAUUUAUCAACUACCUGUGCAUUUAAAGUAAUCCUUACGCUGUGAAGGUUGUACAGAAUGUAUUAUUAUGGUAAUCAGUUGUACUAAAUUCACUACCAUGCUUCCCAUCAAACGACAUAAGCACUUUAAUUGGUCCAAACUUUGAAGUAAUUUAAAUAUAGUCAGUAACCUUAGAUUCAUUAAUAGUCAUUGAUGUAGUGAGGUACUAGAGGGUAAGGGGAAAGUUGCGUAAGAAUGAAUUACCUAAUAACUGUCGAUCAGUUUACCUAAUACCUCAUUACAAAUCAAAUCAUAAACAAGCCUCAUGGAAUAUUCUAUUAGCCAUAAGCAAGUACUCACUAAAGUGACAGCACGUAAAGAAAUGUAAAACAGCCAAAUCGGAUAAGCAUUUUCAACCUCACUGGUUAAAUUUACUCUGUUUAUAUUUAUCCUUUAUAUGCCGAAGCAUGAUCACUUUCCUCAUUUAUUUGCUUGUUUAAUGGUUAUACUAACAUACAGAGUGUAGUGAGUUAACUGGUAAUCAAAACGUGAGAAUUUUUACUUCCGUGAAACCUUAAACAAUAAGUACUUGUUGUUAAGUUUGUAUAUCGAUAUAUUUUUUUGAUCGCAUAUCUUUUUACCUAUUCCUAUAAAUGUAGGAAUUGGGGAUAGUAACGUUUGUGUAACUGUGGUUCAUUGGUCUAAGCAGUUGACUUUCAACCGAUGCGUCAUAGUUUGGAUCUGCGCCCCACCUACCGCAGUUGGUGGUAAGCCCUUUACUCAAUAGGUAUGGUACCUUGUCUACUACAAAAGGGUGGAUAUGUUGACUGAAUGCAUCCCGCUUUUUUAAGUAAUAUUUAAUAAUUGCCUGAUCAUUUAUUCUCUCCUUUUUUGUUAUGUGAGUGAAAAACAUCAAUAGCUGGUUUUCAUGAGCAUAUUAUCAUCCGAAUAUAUUAUAUCAUAACCAAGAUCGUUCGCUAAAAAUUCCUAGUUUUAUACCUUGGGCUAUUCUUACUCAGUGAUCACAGAUAACAUCGCAUUUAUCUCUUAUCUAAACAAUUACAAUCAAAAACACAGCUUGAGGGACGAUCUCAUUAACUAUACUGAGGUUUAUUGAUAAUCAUGUUUAUCAGCAACCUGCACCAUCUUCGAUGACCAUAAGUUGUGGAUCGAAAGGAGUGCGCAAUGGAUUCACAGUUUCAUUUUUGGAAGCAACUGUCUUCGAUUUCUUUUUAAUCAUGUAAAUUAUUUCAUAUACAUCAUCAUUCUUAUAAAAUGUUUAGGAAUGUAUUAUAGUGAUUGGUAAACACGAACAAUGAUUGAAGGAAGAUUACAUCCUUUGUAAUAGGCAGAUAGAUAAUCUGCAUAUUUUCAAAAUCAGGUUGAGAAUCGUAAAACAUGAAUUUCGAUCUGUUCCACUUUUUCAGACUGAAUUUGUUCUUAAACUUUUGGAUUUCAAUCCAUUCAACCGUCCUGAUGCUCCUGAAAUCUUGGAAUGUGCACUGAUCAAGCAGUGCGUCUCAUGAAGUUUUCAGUAUUGUAGCAGUCGUGCUUUGAUACCACUGAAUGAAACACGAUUUCAUGUUUAUCCUAAUUCUUUGAUGUAUGUAUGACCUCAUAUUAUUUUCAUUAACAAUUGCCCCUGUGAUCUGUAAAAUAAACGUCUCUUUUUAUACAAACUUUGAAUUACUACAAGCCACUUUUGUGUUUUUGUCAACGGUCCUAAAAAGAAUGUAGAAUCUUUGCAUUCCUUGCA